UUUCCGAGUCGCAUGUCUGUGCCGCAAUGAGCUGUCUCAAAGGAUAAUACCAUUUUGAGUGUGCUGUAAAGUGUUAACUUUUUCUCCUGUGAUAACCAUUGACAGUGGAAGAGGUGUCCAAUUCGCUAGCUCGUUGGGUUUUCAAUCUAUUCACGUGUGACAAGGGACAUUGGCGAAGGAUUAAUUUCUGUUCACUAGCUGCGGAAAAGCUCGAAAUCCUUGAGAAGAAAACGAGGACAAAAAAAAAGUCUACUGGAGGUAAAGUGAUUUUUGCAGCACUGUCUGUGGCGGAAUUUCAUCGGUUUUCACUGCAUUGGAGGAGAUUGCGAUGCAGUGGUGGGUCAUCGAUGGAAAAAUAGUGAGAAGCUGAAGAUACUGUGAAGGAAAAACAGAAGCAAAAAAAACUAUAUUGCGGAUAGGAAAACCUCAGCGUAGCGAAAAAAAAAGGUGAGCGCUAAAGGAACUAGCACACUGCUGUAGGAAAAUCAAUGGUGGAACAGACGAAAAUUUGAUAUUUUUGACUUUCAAAAUAACACACGUAAGAUACAAAAGGCAGAGAUUAGAGAAGGAAACCGUGAGAGAAAGAAGAAAAAAACGAAGAGUGAGUAGAUAUUCCAAUUGCUGCUUAGACUACGAUACGGAAAAGCGAACAACUUUUGGACCUAACGGGAUCGGAAACUGAAUUUCGGUGACAGCUGUGACACCAGGAGAGAGUGGCUACGUCUGACACGAGGGAAGGGGAAAUCAAAAACUCAAAUAAAAUUAGUUCAGCUUUUCUUGCUCGGUGAACUUUGCUCGUAAGGGUGAUCCGUUUGUUGUAUAGUCGACCGAGGGCCUUCCUCCUCCCACCAACCAUUUCCUACCCACUGACUGGCGCCGAAGGGUUGUAAGCAGGAAGCAACGCGAAGGGUGAUAGGGAAAACCGUGAGAGCCAGAGCAGGACAGAGUUGACUAUCCGUCGUUUGUGCUACUUAUUUUGAAAGCAUUGGCAGAGUGGCAGUAGCGCCAGUAGCAGAAGCAGUAGCACGUUAUCAGCAUCAGCAGAAAUAAAAUUCGUAGAGCUUUGAAGCGAAGUAGCUACAAUAUAAAAAAAAAACACACAUCAGCUACUGUAGACAUCCUCGUAUUCCGAACUAGCAACGCCGAGAGGGCGGACGACGAAAUCUCUCGCGGUUUCUCCUGUGUUUUCUCAUUGAGGUUGAAGGCAACAUUAUUGGUGAGGAACUGCUUCACAGCAGUCAGUCAGAGAUUCUCCCAUCCUUGGAAAUUAUCCUCUUUUCAGGAGCCGUGAAGUGAAGUAGCAGCCGUCGGUGAGUGUGGUGCGGUGUAGAAGCAUAACCGUGACUGUGUUUUCCGCUCUUCACUUCAUCUCUCGAGAUUGUGUAAGCAAAUAAAACCAUACAGCAAGACAAAUAUAUUCUCGACCUCUGACACCAUAUCCGUGGUAUCUGGCACAUAAGGGAGUGCUUUUCAUAGUUCACGCUAACGAAUUGAUUCCGAAGAGGUACGAGAUAGAAAUAUCAUCUGUCACCUACCGGAAAACACAAGGAAGAAGAAACACUCGGAUGAAGAAAAGCUAACCCCAGAAAAUUUAAGUAGAUAAUAAACCCCAACCCGCGAGUAACGUACUACAGUAGUGAGUGAGCGCACAAGUGGAGCCUGUUAUUGUCUUCGUUGCUCUUUACUAAGUGGAUGUGCAGUGGCAAUUAGCGAAUUUCACACAAAAGGAGUCGGAAAACACACAGUUGAGUGAACCACGCAGCCAGAAGAGCGCCUCUUGAGAAAUUGGUGUCAUCAUCGUUAAAUGCUCCUCUCUACGGUCUUAUAGCUUUAUUUGCGAUUUCUCCAAGCCAUGGAGAUCCGAGGCCUAAUAACCCGAUUGCUGGGUCCAUGUCACAUCCGACAUCUGAUACUGUGCAGUUUGGGAAUUUACUCCAUCCUGGUGCAGUCGGUCCAUUGCCGACAUCAUGACAUCGGUAGUUCAGUGGCACAUCAGCUAGGAUCGAAAUACUCACAAUCAUCCUCGUUAUCGUCAUCCUCGCAGUCGUCGUCAUCAUUAGCUGAAGAGCCGGCGCUGAACAAAGAUUCAGAUGCAUUUUUUACACCAUAUAUAGGUCACGGAGAUUCUGUUCGAAUUGUAGAUGCAGAAUUAGGUACCCUAGAACGAGAGCAUGUUCACAGCACCACCACUCGAAGGCGUGGUUUGACGCGAAGAGAAUCCAGCUCAGAUGCCACCGACAGCGAUCCACUGGUUAUCAACACCGAUAAAGGAAAAGUCCGAGGUAUCACACUCGAAGCACCCAGCGGAAAGAAAGUGGACGCAUGGCUAGGAAUUCCGUAUGCACAGCCUCCACUAGGGCCUCUGAGAUUCCGACACCCCCGACCGGCCGAGAAAUGGGCGGGAGUGCUCAAUGCCACCAAGCCACCGAACUCGUGUGUCCAGAUCGUGGACACGGUGUUUGGCGACUUCCCGGGAGCCACCAUGUGGAACCCGAACACACCACUAUCCGAAGACUGUCUCUACAUCAAUGUGGUUGUGCCGCGCCCGAGGCCAAAGAACUGCGCCGUUAUGCUGUGGAUCUUCGGGGGCGGAUUCUAUUCCGGUACUGCUACCCUAGACGUAUAUGAUCAUCGCACGCUCGCAUCGGAGGAAAACGUAAUCGUAGUUUCGCUGCAGUACCGUGUUGCCAGUUUGGGAUUUUUGUUCCUUGGCACUCCGGAUGCUCCGGGUAAUGCCGGAUUGUUCGAUCAAAAUCUGGCACUGAGAUGGGUACGCGACAAUAUUCACAAAUUUGGCGGUGAUCCAUCCCGAGUAACCCUGUUCGGUGAAAGUGCAGGUGCAGUUUCCGUGUCUCUGCACUUAUUGUCGGCCUUAUCACGAGAUCUGUUCCAGAGAGCCAUCCUCCAAAGUGGAUCUCCCACUGCCCCGUGGGCUUUGGUGUCACGCGAAGAAGCUACGCUCAGAGCUCUUCGUUUGGCCGAAGCCGUCAACUGUCCCCAUGAUGCGACGAAGCUCAGCGAAUCUGUUGAGUGUCUUCGUACCAAAGAUCCCAACGUGCUGGUCGACAACGAAUGGGGAACCCUGGGAAUCUGCGAAUUUCCAUUUGUUCCAGUCGUUGAUGGGGCAUUCCUCGAUGAAACACCUCAGCGAUCGCUGGCUAGUGGCCGGUUCAAGAAAACGGACAUCCUGACUGGAAGCAACACCGAGGAGGGUUAUUAUUUCAUUAUCUACUAUUUGACUGAACUUCUGAGGAAAGAAGAAGGCGUCACAGUUACACGGGAAGAGUUCCUGCAAGCGGUCAGAGAGCUAAAUCCAUACGUGAAUGGAGCCGCUAGACAGGCGAUUGUCUUCGAGUACACCGACUGGACUGAGCCGGAGAACCCCAACAGCAACCGGGAUGCGCUGGACAAGAUGGUCGGAGAUUAUCACUUCACGUGCAACGUCAACGAAUUUGCCCAACGGUAUGCCGAGGAAGGCAACGACGUGUUCAUGUAUUUAUACACCCACAGAAGCAAAGGCAAUCCUUGGCCUAGGUGGACCGGUGUGAUGCACGGUGAUGAGAUCAACUAUGUGUUUGGUGAGCCGCUGAACUCUGCCCUCGGGUACAUGGAGGAAGAGAAGGAAUUCAGUCGAAAGAUCAUGAAAUAUUGGUCCAACUUUGCUAAAACUGGCAAUCCAAAUCCAAGUCCUCCAAAUUCUGACCUUCCGGAGUGGCCGAUGCAUAGCGCACAUGGUAGACAUUAUCUAGAACUUGGACUCAACUCAACCUUUGUGGGCCGUGGGCCACGAUUGCGGCAAUGCGCGUUCUGGAAGAAAUACUUGCCGCAACUAGUAGCAGCUACCUCUAAUCUACAAGUAACUCCUGCACCUAGCGAACCCUGCGAAAGCAGCGCAGCAUCCUAUCGACCCCUUCUAUUUUUGAUAGUAUCGCUAGUGUUAGUGACCCGUUUCAAGAUAUAAAAUUUUCUAUUUUCGAUAGGCUUUCUAGGUCGGUUCAAAGUAGAAUGAUGGUUGAAGAAUAACAACAAUACUACUAUUAAUGCUAAUGCUACUAAUUAAUAAAUGAAAUGGAACAAUAAAGCUAGAUUUUACUGAAUUUGUCCACAGUUUAUCGAUCCUAAGUAAACAUCUCGCUCCACGGUGAACGUAUUGUACAAUUGUGUUUUAUUAUUUCCCAGCAACGUUAUGUAAGACAGAGGUGAUAUCAUCGAUAUUUUACUACUCAUACAAUAAAACAAAGUAUUUCCUGUUAUAAAUUGUGAUGAGAUUUUCGCUUUAAACUACACCAGUAAAACGUUACUUAAGUUCAAAUAUUAACAAGAAUUUUAUAUAAAACAAAACUAAUUAAAACAACAGCUGCUAGAGACAAGUAGACAUUAAAUCGAAAACGGUUAUUUUGAAAGAGUGAAACGAUUUAUGACACUAGCAGAAUCCCCUUAUAAACUUGAGAAAAAAACAAAAUGGCAAGAGUGUAAUGAUACAAUAAACCCAAACAUCUAAUUCUAACAAUCAACUGUUUACUUUAUUGAAAUUUGAACAAACUUUCUAUUUAAGAUACACACACACUACGCCAUUGCUAAACACAAAGACACACACACACUUACACGAGACAUCCGAUCGUCGAUGGAAUGGAAUUGUAGAUGACCGUUGCAAAAAAAAAUAGGAAACAAUAGUUAAUGUUAGAUAACCUACACCUAAAACAGCAACUGAAAAAGAUGAUGAAAAUGACACCUUCAAAGUAAUCGAAAUAAGAGGAAAAACUGAAAACAUAUCAUUAUAUAAUGUAACUCCGUUGUAAGCUAUUGACAGAAAGAGAAAAACAAAUGAAAUCACCCAAGUGUAGUUAAAUAUUUCUAUACAAUUUAUGGUGGCCAAUUUUAAUAUGAUAAAAACAGCAGAAAGCGCUAAACAAGAGAAAAAAAGCCCAAACACAACUAAUGAGAGAACAAAUGUGAAGUGGAUUAGGGAAACCAGCUGUUUACCGAAUUCCUUUUAGCUGCAAAAAAGAAGAAUAAGCCAUUCUUCUACACAAUAUUAAGACUAAGAGUAACGUAGAAUCCACAUAUUAGAGGAGGAAUAACAAAAAAACGAAAGAGAAAACACAAAUAAAUAUUAAAACAAAAAACCAAUGCGACUGUGUUUAGGCUGCGACGUUUGGAUGUAAAAUUUCUUUGCUAGUUGCACACAUUCUCACGAAAAACACUAGAAUCUAAAUGAACAAAAAAAAAAUCGAUAAUGAAAAGAAGUGUAGUCUUUGGUUCCCCCAAAAUGUGAAACUCUGCCCAGGAAAAAAAUGAACUAUAAAACCAUUGUGAUGAUUUCCUUUAAAGAAAAUUCAAGACGAAAAGAAUAUAUAUCAAAAUUUAGCUCGCCGAAAGUUUGUCCCCUGUCUAAUGAUUUUCAGGAUUGAUAAGUAAUUUUGUUUAGAAAAUGUUCCUACGUCAAUUCUGCAGAAAAGAAAAGCUUCAUUAUCCAUGAAUUUCAUAUUCUACCCUGUUCUUAUGCAUUUUUUUUUUUCUGCGACGGGAUUUUCGUCAUUCAAAAUUUAAUUCCAUCGUAAGACUGCUGAAGGUUGCUUGAGUUGAACAACAGAACCAAAUGCUAUCCAAAAGCAAACAAUCGAUGGUAGUUUCUUACAAAAAUCUUAUUUAAUUUACUUAACAAAUAUGGAUCUGUGAAGCUUCAGCUUAGGAUCACAGUUGCUAGAAUUAUCACGUAACUUUUUUAAUGGUUCUCAAUUACUUAUGGUAUGGCGCAAAUUUCCAAACAUCCCAAACGUUUUGAAUAACCUGGUAUUUAAGCUCAUUCUGAACUCUAGAACGAUAACUUUGACCGUUAAAGGUAACAAGGUUAAUAACUAAGAACUUAGCUAAAGUAUCUCAUAAACAAUGGAAAACUGAUUUUAAAAAUCUGUUGUCGUAAUACGGUAGAGGACCAGUUGGAAUCAGUUCACCCAUAUUCUCAAUUUCUUUCGAACCGAAUUUUUCAUACAAAAAAAAGGUUUUUUGGUAUUUCAAAUACAGUUUGAACGUAAACGAGAAUAUGGGUGUAUUUAAUUGAUAGCAAUGUGUAAACGAAACUGCAUAUAUCUGGAUACGAAUAAGCUUCUUUUGAUCUACAAGAACUUACUUGCAGAAUACGAGAAUACAAAAUAAUUUUCGCGGACAAACGACAAAUAAAUAUCGCAGUAGCAGAAGCAAUUAUUGAUACAGCUUGAUAUCAAAUCUUUGUUUAUUAUUAUGUCACUGUCAGCUGGCUUCACAUUUCCAGACCACUUACCACAUUUAGUGUUCAUAAAAAUAUGAGAGACUUAGAAUUUUGGACUGACUAACAACUGAUGAAAAUAUGCGCUCCUGAUUAAAGCGUUGACUACCAUAUCUACUGAAAUGACUACACAAAGAUUCUCUGGAAUAUAUUUAUCUUAUGCCAGAAUAUACUCAAACAUAAUAUGACGUCAAGUAUCUGUAAUUCUAGAAAGGACGAACAUGUUAUAACGAAUAAUUUGAGAAUGGCUAUUCCACAAAUUUGACAUUUAAUCUACCGAUUAACUGCCCAAUCUGAGAAAUGACAUCCAAAUCAGAAUAAUGUUGCGAAACUGUCAACUUAAAUUUGAUUAACCUUUAUUUAUUUAUUUAUUUUUUAAAUUGCAAAAACUAUUUGGAAGGACCUCACCAUGUAAAUUUGAUCAUGGUUUCCGUAGUUUUGGUUUUCUCUACGUUUUGCAUCUCAUUUCGUGAUUGACCGGAAUGAUCUGUAACAAGCCUGAUUUCGAUUGCACUUCCCAAACACAUCCUUCUUAGCACACAAUGGAUCCUUUUUUUCCGGUUAUUUAAAAACCACUUUCACGUAGAUGACUAUACCAACUACCGAACAUAUGGUGGAUAUGGUGGUUACACGCGGCAAUAUAAGAAACUUUUACUUAAAUUCAACGGCCCCAAGGAAAAAUUCUUACCGAAGCGAAAACGUGACAGCCAAAUCGAAAAUCAACCACUCUCGAGCAGAGCCUACUACACAGCAAAAAAUAAAUUUUACUAUUACAUCCAAGAGGAUGCACUUCAAUCAUGUAAUUUUUAUGGCCUCAAAAAUAAACAAAUGCAGUAAAAUCAGCGUAAUGUCAGUUAAUGCAUUGUAUUUAUGAUAACUUUGUCCUUUUUGGCAAGUAAUAUUACAUAUUUUCGACACUAUUGAAGUGCAUCCUUUUCGAUAAAAUUAAUGUUUUGUUGUGUAAUUCUCGAAUAAAAUUACAUCCAUUGAUGUAAUAUUGUAUCUGAUUUUUGCUAUUACACCAUUACUUCAUUCAUCAGCUUGAAUUCCGUUGAUCGAUAUUUCCUUUUUUCACUGUGUAGAAGGAGAAAAGGAGACAAACUUGUCUGCACAGCAAAAAACUGUAAUAUCGAUCAACGUAAUUCAGGCUAAUGUAUGAAAUAAUGACGUUAUAACAAAAAGUAGGUCAAUAUUACAUCAAUUGAUGUAAUUUUUUUCGCAAAAACGAUGUACAUCGUACAACGUAAUAUUACACAACCAGCGGAAUGACCUCUGUGCAGCUUUUUUUUCUGUGUGGGUUCUUUUUUUACCGUGUAGAUUAUUCCUCGAGAAAAUAGUAAAAUCGACGUAAGUACAUUUACAAUCAAUGGCUUCAAACUUUAGAGACCAGGGGAUCCCAAAAAACAUACAUGCCUAAUCUAUUGGCUCAGAAAGUAACACAUCAUCGGUCCAGGAACCCCUCAUUUAUUCUGUCAAGUUAUUACAGCGAAUCAAAAUCAAAACAAACUUUGACAGAUUCUAGUACGAGAAUGGGGAACGCUCAUCAAUGUACUUGGGACCAAUGGGCUAUUCAAGCAAUGAGCUAAUUUAAAAUUGUUAGUUUCGAAUUGAUUGUUGGCAAGGCGGCACAGUAGCAGGUCUAUUACUAUGAGUAUCUAUAGUUCAAACGCUAAUUCAUUGAAACCAGGCCAGUGACAAGGCCUAUACCAACAGCAGCGUUUGACAGUAGGCAGCAUGUCCCGGGCUCAAAUCGUUUAUUUUGCUGUGCUGGGCCCGCGUCACCGUCUAACAUGUUGCCUACCAGCCUGCCACUGGGCUGAUUGAAGCUGACUGCUAGCCCACUAUAGUCGCUAUAUUCAUAGUCUGGCGGAUAGAAUCUCGGGAACCAAUUGAGCUGUCAAGUAGCGGAAUCAAUCGAGAAUCAAUGUGAACAAAACUUCGGAAACCAUUUUCUCGUUCUCGCCUACGAAAACUAACACCAUCAACUUUGGGUUGAGGAAAGUUUCCCCUAUCCGAUGAUGCCGGCAGUUUGCGUUCGUUUGGCGAGGAAAGAAUAAUCAACGUUGUGUUUAUAAAAGUUGAAAGUACCUUUUCAAUUGUUGGUCUACAAUAUAUUGAAUUGAUUCCGCUUUUUGAUAGAUCGAAAUUCUAUCCACCAGACUAUGAAUAUAGCGACUAUAGAGCCCACGCAAGCGAAAACCAAUGGUAUGUAACCAGGUAAGGCAAUGUGAAUUUAAAGUAUCUAAAAUUUAAAGAGAACGAAAGAGACGACAUUACAUCGCGCCUUCAGGAAGGUGAAAUUUCCCGUUGGUGAUAUUAAUUUUAACGUGGGCAUUGAUAAAUUGUCGUUUGAGGCUAUUAUUUAUUGAUGAACUUACGUCGAUUUGACUAUUUGCUCGAGAUUUCACCGCAUGUGCAUGCCACACAUUAAAAUGCGCUUGACCUUUUUCACGGAUUCUUAAUUUGCACGACUCGAAGUGGAUUAAUUUUUGGAUAGGUUUCGUCGAUCAAAAAUCGAUUAACUGAAUUCGCUUUCUUCCAUGACCAGAGCAAUAGUUUUGCAAUAAUCAUCCAUUCAAUCUUGAAUGUACACUUGGAACUGGUGUUUGUGUGCAUCAAUAUUGCAAAUCCACUGCUCAAAUCGCAGUAGUAAUCGUAAAAAUUCAAUUUUUAAUCGAUGAAAAGUGAUAUGACCUAUUGAAGAAUCAAUCGAAAUGAAUUAUUAUAUAAAUUCCACUGAAUAUGGAACUCAAAUUUGACAUGAACUCUGCGGCCAUGUAUGACUUCAGCGAUUAUUAACGCACCAAUAAUGUCUACCAGUGAUUUUAACAAAGUUUAACUAUUUUAGUCACAUUUUUAGGCAAAUAAGCUCUCAUAAUUUGAUCAUGAUUCAAGGUUUGAGCAGUAGUGAAUGUCAUUAUAAACUGCUUUAAUGUAGUGAUUAAAAGGAUUAGCAUAACAGUGUUUUUAAUAUCUCAAAAACUCAAAUCUAAUGCUUGAAGUUUUGCAUUGAAUAUUUCAAAUGAUUAAUAAUCACACAAUUUCAGGUUCAAAAAUGGAUUGCUCUAUGGUUUGACAAAAUGUCUUUAGUGUUCAUUUUUGUAAGAUCCGAUAGAAAACUCACGAAACAUACAUGAGCAUGCUAUCAAUUGACGUUUGAGUCUCAAAUAAUGGGGUUUGAUUGCAGAUUCUAACGUUUCGAGAAUGAUUUCCCUAACACUUAGCAUGUGCAUGAUUGACCGCCCGUGGUUGCUACUCCGUUAUUAUCAGAUCGCUUUUAAUUAUAUUGAGAAACAACAGUCAAUGCUUGGGACUUGCAAUCAUCUUAACUGAGUGGUGAUUCCAUUGGUGUAUUAAGAAAAAAUCUUCAACGAGAUCGAAGAAAUUUAUAUCAAUUUACGGUCGGGUGAAGGUGUUCAAUAUUUCAGGUGUAUAUAAAUGAGUCUUUAGCCAAGAUAAAUUUGUACACGUUUAGGAAAACAUCAUUCAAUUUUGGAGAACUUCGCUGAAGUUCGGGAAACUUCUUUAAAAUUUCGUGAAACUUCGUAAAAUCUCGUAAACGUUGUAGAACAUUGUCGAACUACAAAAAAAAAUCGUAGAAGAUCAGGAAACUCCUUAAAGUUCUGCAUACUUUCUAGAACAGCAGCAUAUUGUGUAGGAGUUCAGCAAAGUUUGUAAAAGCCUAGUGAACUUCGUACAAGUGUAGACAAUUUUAUAGAACUUCGACCAAUUUUGAAGAAGUUCGGUGAUCAUAUCAUUAAACUUUGUAGUAAUUUAGAGAACUUAGAAAAUUAUGUAGAAAUUCAGGGAGCCUCAUUAAAGGUUCUAGCAUUUUUUAUAACUUCAUUAAACUUCGUUAAAAUUCAAGGACAUCAACAAAAGUCAGUGGGCAUAGUUGAAUAUCGUUAAAGUUGAAAUGAGCUAGGGAUAGCUCGUGAAAUACUGCAGAAGUUCAGGAAACUUCUUACAACUUCAGGGAUCUUUGAAUCAGUUUAGAGAUCUUCGUUGAAAUUUUUCAGAGAAAUUAUUAAAAAAAAAACUCAAUAGAACUUACUGAAAGUUAUCCCAGAAGUUCGAGGAGCUUCCCACAAGUUCUAGGCACUUCAUAAAAGAUAAGUAAACUUUGGAUAAGCUCAAUGCAAUGAAUAGAAGAUCAGGGAGCAGGAGAGGGAGAGAACAGAUACUCAUUAAUAGGUAUCAGUAAGUCAUUAAGGUAAAAGUUGAUAGAAUCCUCAAAUUGCCGCGAUUUUAGUUAUAUUUUGCCUUGCCACUUAAAAUGUUUGAUGGCACGAAUCUCAGAAACUAUAAAGAUUUCGUUUAGGAAAUUGUAAUUAUAUGUAUGUAUGCAGUGCAGAAAAAUAGUGAUAAUAGUUUCGCACACGAAAUCUUUAUAGUUUCUGAGAUUCAUGCCAUCAAGAAUCGAAGUGGUAAGGUAGAAUAACCAAAAUAGCGGCCAUUUGUGGAAAAUUUAAAUCCUAUACCUCACCGUGGAAAAUCUGCCUCUCCAAGCUUUUUUUUAAGAUGGCCACGAGAGGCCUAAUUUUAAACGCCUACAUGCAAUUAUACGUAAUAACGCGUCGUCAUGGACUGCCGUCAAUACCCACAAAUAAUCACAAUAUUCGAGUCGUUUGGAAUUUCAUCUACUAGCGCUCGAAGAAAAUGUGUUAAAAUUGAUGCCGUACAUAAACAAUCGUAAUAUUUGAAAGCCUAUUUUCAUAAACCUUUUAGAAAGUCACGCCAGAACUGAUGUGGUCCAUGGAGGUCCAGUUCUUCAACUCAAUGUCCAGUGAACGAUGCUAAGUCUUGGUAACUCUGAAGGCGUUAAUCUCCUUUUAGUUUAUUGGAUCGACAAUAGCAAUGACAGCCGGCGCCGGUGGUGUCGUGGUAAGCGUGACUGCUUCUCACCCAAUGGGUGUGGGUUCAAUCCCAGCCGAAAUCGGUGGGAUUUUUCUGAGGCAUAAAAAUCUCUGGUCACGUCACGAAGGAAAGUAAAGCCGUUGGCCCCAGCCCAUGUGUGUUGUGUUUGAAUGGGUGCGAUAUCCUACGCAGGUGUGGAAGCUGUCUUCCUGCACAUCGAUGGAUGGCAAUCGAUGUCUGUCGGUGAUUGGCACUAGAAUGCGGAACAGAGACCGACGUUAAAUAAAGGAAUGAAGAAGAAGAAGACAAUAGCAAUGACGACUCCCUCGACGCCAUUCUCGAAAUCUUUUACAUCUGAGCGGUUAAACAGUGAGAAGUAGGUGUGAUGGUAUCCCAAUAUGGUGGUGUAACGGCAAUAUAAAAGUGCACGAUAUUUCAACUUCCCUAUUCCUCUAGGAAUUUGACAGAUUAAGAGAUGAAAUAGCCUACGGCUAAACAUCUAAAAUAUAAUGUUUUAAAUAAAAAAAAAUUAAAAAUUUUAAAGAUUGUUGUCAAAACCAUGUAAACAAACCACCCCAAUCUGCCAAAUUCCUAUGAAGAAAAAGUGAGGUUAAGACACCGUACAUUUUACUAUGGUGUAACGUCUUGGCAACUCCUGCUGAUACAGACCAGUCUGUGAAGAAUCACCACAAAUGUUUAUUAUGUUGCAAAGUAGACCUAAUAAUUAAUUGAAAAUAAAAUGCCAGGAUUAACGAGCCGUUCGGUAUUCGCAGCAUUACGAUAUAUGCUAGAACAUUUUUUAUUACUUUUAGAUGGCUGUAACUUUAACGCUGUAGUCUGCUUGUGCGAGGUGCAAAAACUUCAUGGAAUGCACCUUAUAAGGUCUUCUUGGUCGGUUUCGCUCUACUUUACGACAUGAAAGCUGGUGUUCAACUAAGUAAUGGUAAACGUGUUGACGGACGACGGACCAUGCUCUACACAUUGUGGGAAGAUUUCAGAACACAAUUCACUGAUCCAUGAACCCUUCUACAAAAUAUCCCCUGAACAACUGCCCUACAUUUAAAAAUUCGCAUGAAAAUGCAUACGACAACGUAACAGUGUCCAAAAUGUGCGCUCUUGAAAUUUUAAGUGUCAGCCAUAAUGACAGCCAUUUUUUUGGGUUCUGCAAGGACCAUCGGAGUCGCUCAGAAUCUAACGUAUUAUUUUGGAUAACGUAAAAAUUAAAUGAAAUAGCAUUUUAUAGCGUAAUAUUCAAGAGAAACAUAGAGUCUGAGAAUUAUCUGCAUUUUUAAUUGGUAAAAGCAAAACCUGUUUCUAAAUUUACUUAACAUGAUUAAAAUAUCCCUGAUUCAUUUCGAACAUCUUUCGGCGAGCAAGGACCAAUUUUCGAACAAUAUAAGCUAAACCUGUGAAUGAUCUGUGAGCUGAUUAUGUGUAGAAAUGAAGAUUAAAGAACAAAUCAUAAAACAUCUGUGUUACUCGAAAGUGCAAUGCUGAUAUUUAACGCUUCGAAGCAAUUGGAAUUCUUGUUCAGUUUUUCGAUAUUGUAGUACUCAAACUUAGCCCUCACGUAAAAAAAAAAACAAUGUUUAGUUCGCGUGCUAGCUUAGUAGACCAAUGGAUGUAAUGCUUCAGCGCAGAAACAAAACAAAACAAAAACUAAACAACCCAUUGACUAGAACGCGGCAUUUUUCUGUGACAACCAUGUGCGAAGAAGAAAAUGGCAAAAAGUACAAAAUUGCAGAAAAACACCUUCACAAAUUAGUAUCGAUAGAAGCGGUUUUAAGUAAUUGGACAAUUGGAGUAACCUAUAGAAAUCAGAUUCUACACGAGAAAUUACACUUUGAUGUCUCUUAGAAGCCGUGCACAGAAUGAUGACCCAUGACAAGAAAACCAGUUUCAGGACAAGUGAAGCGUGAAAACUGAAAAUAUAGUAUGUAUUGCCAUUUGGUUUUUUGUAGUUGUAGAACCCGCGAGUAAAAUUUAUAGCACUCACCAAUCAAUUUGUCAAACAAAUGAAGAAAAAAAUCACUUUAAAAACAACGGAAUCAACGAUCGCUAAAAUUAAGACAUUAAGAUGAAACUAAAGUGUAAGUUGAGCAUAAGUCAAUAAACACCGUUUAAUACAUAAGUAAUGGACAACAACUAAAUUUAAAAGAAAAAGCUAGCUUAGCUUAGUAUCAGAAUAACAACAAGAGAACGAGAUGGGAAUGGAAAAAUGUUCAUAAUACAUAUCAUUUAAUCUUAGAAUGUAUAAUCAUUUUAGGAGACAUAUUUUUAUUGAAUAAAUAUAACAUAAAUAGCGGAGAUGUGGGAGUAAUGAACCACGCCAUGUAACACUAAAGGCAUGCUGAAGAAAUGCUUCUCUAUAUCAAUGAUGAGUGCAGUUACUUCUGGCUCUCACUAAGCAUUCGUUACCAAUCACAAUCACUUAGAAUGAACGUUUAAUGAAUGUUUAACCUUAGCUUUCGAUACAUUAUAUUUUCGAGUGGAGGAUGUUAUUCACUUCACGGAACGAGAUCAAUAUAUUUGCGCUUACCAAUUGCUCAAUGUAAUUUUUUUUUUAUUUCUCCAAGCAAUUCGUGCUAAUCUAAUAAGACGCGGUUUUAGUUGCCAAAUUCACUAAAUUUAUGGCGCAAAGCUUUGAAUGGUUAUUCGAAAGAUUUUAGUUUUGCUACAUGUCAUUGGAAUGUUCCUGAUUAUUUUGUAUGAUUACAAAUAGAAUGUUGCAAAAAUCCAUUACCAUCUUAGCGUGCAAAGGUAUUCGUUAUUGUUCAUCGAAUGCCGUUCAAAGAUGUGAUAGGUUUUGUCAUCAAGCAUCGCACGCAGCGCUCCCAUCGCUUUUCCGCGAAUUCCUUUCAACUUAAUAAUAGCGUAAUAUAUAUUUGGCCUAAUAACGAUAAACAAGAAAUCUCCACACUCAACAAACCCAAAAUAUUACCCCUUAUUCAAGCUUUCAUUAAGUAGAGACGAUGAACCUAGUAAGCAAAAAAAAAGGAAAUCAACUAAUCUUUAUCUUCUAAAACCAAAACGGAAAACAAAACCUAUAGCAAGAUUUAAAAAAUUACUUGAUAAUGCGGAAUGAUGACAAACACAUGAAAUGUACGGGCUAUUAAUGAGUAAAAAAAUGAAUAAACAAAUGAAUGCUAAUGAAAAUCAAUAAAGUUUUAUUAAAUUAAAGCAAAUAGUUUAUUUUUGUUACCAAUUUCUUCUUAUACAAAAAGGUAAGAAAUCUCUGCUAUAUUAAUUAUUUAUUACAAUAGAUUUAUGAUGAUUAUACAUAUUAGAAAGCUAACUAAACCCUACUAAUAAGUAUGAAGAAAGAGAACGGAAUGAAAUGGCAAAUACUAAUAGAAUUAAAAUGUAUUUAAAUUAAUUAAAAGUAAUUGACACCUUGAAUAACAAAAACUAAAUGAAUAUAUAUUAAACAUAUAAUGCUUUGUUAAAUGUAAAUGUUGUGUAUAGGAAAUAAUAAUACACAAUUUUAAAAAUAUAAA
Messenger RNA from Ochlerotatus camptorhynchus, 14619 nucleotides. RefSeq names its product acetylcholinesterase. NCBI's taxonomy places the organism in Eukaryota, Metazoa, Arthropoda, Insecta, Diptera, Culicidae. The transcript has 8 exons. The record is from RefSeq and is a predicted model, not a curated record. Gene Ontology annotation, cellular component: plasma membrane. Gene Ontology annotation, biological process: acetylcholine catabolic process; choline metabolic process. Bases 1853 to 3961 code for a protein of 702 amino acids. Gene Ontology annotation, molecular function: acetylcholinesterase activity.